GUUUUUGUUUGGCUGGCUCACCUUUUACAGUCAAAAUGAUGUUGCUCUUUUCCUCAUAUGACAGAUACAUUCCUGAGCUCCUCCUUACUGCAUGAAAGCACCUGUAUGAAUUGCGAAAUUUAACAGAUGUUAGAGAGAAUAUAAAGCCGGAGAGAGACGUGAUGGGAACAACAGCAAGACAUUAGGCACUUGUCUCUACAACAUGAUCGGGAUUGUCAGCUUUUUUGCUUUGGUGGCCUCCACUCUGGGUUGCGGAGUGCCUCAAUAUCAGCCUUUGGAUAGGACUGCCAGAAGACCUAGUGGGGGAGGGGCAGCAGGUAUUAUUAACGGACACGAUGUAAUAUCUGAUGGAAGGGGAGCACUCCCUUGGCCCUGGCAGGUCUCUAUCCAGACAUCCACUGGUCAGCACUUCUGUGGUGGUUCCCUGAUCAACAGUAAUUGGGUCCUCACUGCUGCCCACUGUUUAGUUAAGGCUAAAGUUCACAAUGUUGUCCUUGGACAGAAUGACCGUGGCUCCUCAACUGAACCUAUUCAGUUCAGGGGAAUUGCCAAGGCCAUCACCCAUCCUGACUACAACAAACAGACCAACUUCAACAAUGAUGUUACACUACUGAAAUUGUCCAGUCCAGUACAGAUGACGCCCCGUGUCUCUCCUAUAUGUCUGCCUAGCUCCUCUGAUAAAACCCUCCCUGGGACUGUUUGUGUGACCACUGGCUGGGGCAGAACUGCAAUCACCUGGAAUCCUCGCAUCCUGCAGGAGGCUAACAAGCCGAUAGUGAGUCAGACUCAGUGUAAGCAAGUAUUUGGUCAGACAAAAAUCACUGAUGCCAUGAUCUGUGCUGGAGCCUCUGGAUCCUCGUCUUGCCAGGGUGAUUCUGGUGGUCCUCUGGUGUGUCAGACCUCAGGUGUUUGGUAUCAGGUGGGCAUCGUUUCCUGGGGCAAAACAAACUGCAAUAUUGAUGUUCCUAUAGUCUAUACCCGCGUCUCUUACUUUCGAAAAUGGAUUGACGAAACUGUUCAAUUCAACUAGAUUUACCCUGCAGAGGACACAUAAGAAGUCUGUCAUCGCUACCCUUUUUAUCCCUUUUUAUUCACAGUUUCUCCUAUGUCUGAAUGAUUUCUAGUGAUUAAACUUUAUCUUCAUACACUUUUUGUGAUGCUACUGUUUUGAAUUCUGGAAAUACUUUGACAUAAUGAUAAUUAAAUUAUUAAAAGUAUAACUUAUGUACCUGAAAUGUAUCUGUUUUAAUGUAAUUUUAAUGGACAUACCUGUUUCUCAAUAAAUAUUAUAUAAAUCA
This is a messenger RNA of Ctenopharyngodon idella (grass carp), 1298 nucleotides long. Its product is annotated as chymotrypsin-like protease CTRL-1. Gene Ontology annotation, biological process: proteolysis. The coding region runs from base 203 to 1030 and encodes 275 amino acids. NCBI's taxonomy places the organism in Eukaryota, Metazoa, Chordata, Actinopteri, Cypriniformes, Xenocyprididae. Gene Ontology annotation, molecular function: serine-type endopeptidase activity. The record is from RefSeq and is a predicted model, not a curated record. The transcript is spliced from 7 exons.